Messenger RNA from Williopsis jadinii, 936 nucleotides. RefSeq lists its product as uncharacterized. The coding region runs from base 65 to 832 and encodes 255 amino acids. Lineage: Eukaryota; Fungi; Ascomycota; Saccharomycetes; Phaffomycetales; Wickerhamomycetaceae. The record is from RefSeq and is a predicted model, not a curated record. The transcript is spliced from 2 exons.
AAGCACAGUUAAGUGAAAUCCUCACGUGAGAAAUAGAGGGACUAAACAAAUAUAUAACACGCCAAUGUCAGGAAGGGAUAGCAGAUAUCGCGGAAAUUAUCGUGGAGGGUACCAAAGGUCAUAUGGCGGCCCAUAUGACAGUCCGCGUGGAAGACGGGGAGGCUAUGGCGGCUCAUACGGUGGUUCCUAUGGAGGGUACGACGAUGGACGAGAUAGCUAUGACCGCCAUAGAGAUGGAUAUGGACGUGAAAGAGAGGAUUAUGAUAGGUAUGAAGGUCGCCAUCACAGUCGCGGAGGCUACAACCCAAGAUUCAGCGCCAGAGGAAACCAUUACAACACACACGGAGGACACCAUUACCAAGAAGAGUUCUCGAACCGUCGUGAGAGCUGGUUCAACAAGGAGAAGACGCCAUCCUCAACACAUUCGAACGAAUCUGCGUCUUUCAACAAUGCUGCGCCAAAGCCAUCAGUCAGUAGAGACGACACGCCGAGCGCAAGGAACAAUUCAACACCGGACAGCACGGCUCCAUCAAAGACAUCAGGGCAAGGCUCGCCUUGGAUCAAGCUCCUAGGUAUGGAUGAAACUGACAGAGUCCAGAAGACACUGGGCAGCGCUGCUAAAACAGAGAUUGACAAGAUACGGAGAACACACCAGGCAAACUAUUUCAAAAUAAGGGACUGCACACAAAAACUUGACGAGUUGGAAACCGACACAUACAUCUUUAAGAUGCAACUGGGCUCUUUAGAAGCUGGGAUAAACGGCUAUGAGACUUACAAAAACGCUAGAAUAGACGUGAUCGAUAAGAUUACCCUUCUCGGAGAGGGAGAUUGACCUCUGGUAUAUGCAUGUACAACACACAAUACACACAGCGAAUGUCCUUGAGAAUGGCAACUUCUACAAAGGACCAUGACAAACUGCAAUGUCACCCUCGAUGU